GGCCGGUGAGGCUGUGACCACAGACCGGGGAUCCUGCCACCUUGGCCGGGUGCUCGCCGCCGGCAGGAAGCCACGAGCUACCGGUCUGAUCGGGACUCCUGCGAGGGGCUCCUCCUCUAGGGUUGCUCGGGAGUGGCUGGUCGCAGCUAGAAGGGCGCUGCACCACGAGGCGCCGGGGUUUAAGCGCUAUGGUGAGAGGCCGCUGAGCGCCGCUAAGGAUGGGAGUGGUGAGCAGCAGAAGGCAGGUCAAGGAGAAGGUGAAGGGCGGAUGGAGCCCCAGGAAGGCCAGCACCCAGGGCAGAGAGCCCCCGCCACUGCCGCCCCUGGUCGUGUUUAACCACCUGGCUCCUGCACUUCCCGACACCACGCACCCGGACCAAGAGGAGCACUUCGUGGUGGCCCUGUAUGACUACAACGCCGUGAAUGACCGGGACCUGCAGAUGCUGAAGGGGGAAAAGAUGCAGAUCCUGAAGGAAGAUGGAGACUGGUGGUUGGCCAAGUCUCUCAUCACCGGAAGAGAAGGCUACGUGCCCAGCAACUUUGUGGCCCGAGUGGAGACCCUGGAAGUGGAAAAGUGGUUCUUCAGGUCAAUUUGCCGGAGAGAUGCUGAGAGGCAGCUUCUGGCUCCGAUCAAUAAGGCCGGCUCCUUUCUUAUUAGAGAGAGUGAAACCAGCAAAGGUACCUUUUCUCUGUCUGUGAAGGAUGUGACCGCGCAGGGGGAGGUGAUCAAACACUAUAAGAUCCGCUCCCUGGAUGAAGGCGGCUAUUACAUCUCCCCCCGGAGCACCUUCCCCACACUCCAGGCUUUGGUGCAUCACUAUUCUAAGAAAGCGGAUGGUUUGUGCCAGAGGCUGAGCCAGCCCUGUGUGAGCCUGGCUCCCCAGAACCCCUGGGCCCAGGAUGAGUGGGAAAUCCCCCGGCAGUCUCUGAAGCUGGUCAGGAAACUCGGGUCUGGGCAGUUUGGCGAAGUCUGGAUGGGUUAUUACAAAAACAACAUCAAGGUGGCCAUCAAGACCUUGAAGGAGGGAACCAUGUCUCCAGAGGCCUUCCUGGGUGAGGCCAACCUGAUGAAAACUCUCCAGCAUGAGAGGCUGGUCCGUCUCUACGCCGUGGUCACAAAGGAACCCAUCUACAUUGUGACCGAGUACAUGGCCCGAGGGUGCUUGCUGGAUUUCUUGAAGACAGAUGAAGGUGGCCGAUUGUCCCUCCCACGGCUGAUCGACAUGUCAGCCCAGAUUGCGGAAGGAAUGGCGUACAUUGAGCGAAUGAAUUCGAUCCACCGGGACCUGAGGGCGGCCAACAUCCUGGUGUCUGAGACCUUGUGCUGCAAAAUCGGUGACUUUGGCUUGGCCCGGAUCAUCGACAGUGAAUACACUGCCCAGGAGGGGGCCAAGUUCCCCAUCAAGUGGACUGCCCCGGAGGCCAUCCAUUUUGGGGUGUUUACCAUCAAAGCGGACGUGUGGUCGUUUGGAAUCCUCCUGAUGGAAAUCGUCACUUACGGGCGCGUGCCCUACCCAGGAAUGAGCAACCCAGAGGUCAUCCGCAACCUGGAGCGCGGCUACCGCAUGCCGCGCCCGGACUCGUGCCCGCCCGAGCUGUACAGCGGGGUCAUCGCCGAGUGCUGGCGGAGCCGGCCGGAGGAGCGGCCCACCUUCGAGUUCCUGCAGUCGGUGCUCGAGGACUUCCACACGGCCACCGAGGGCCAGUACGAGCUGCAGCCCUAGGCCCCGCAGGGGGACCGCGCCCGCGUGACUGACCAGGCGUGUUCACCUCGCGGCUCAUUCGGCGCCAGACGGGCUGGACAGGCAGGGAGGGGUUGGCACGCCCGUUUCUCGGAUGAGGAAUGAGAGGUAGAGGGGCCUGGCAGGGGGGUCUCAGCCAGGACUCCGAGCCGGAUCCGUCCGCAUUCGCACCCUUCUCUGGCUGUGUGCCCCUGGGCAAGUUACUUUGCCUCUCUCUGCCUCCGCUUCCUCGUAUGUACAACGGGGAAGAACCACAGUUGUACCUACCUCGUACGUUCCUCGCGAGGAUGACAUUAGUUAGCCCCGGUAAGGUGUUCAAAAUAGUGCCCGGCACACUCCGAAGUGUUUGACAUUGUGUCUGUAAGGCUUCCUGUGCUCUCGCCAAAACCGAGCAGUCGGGUGGCCUGGGUCCUGCUGCUCCCACCUGCGCAGGCCGCCCAGGGAGCAGGACUGGGUUCCCCACCAUUCGGCUCGGAGGAGCCUCCUCUUGCUUGGCUGCGGGCAGGUAGCCCUGACCCAGACUGGCCUCCAGCACUUUGGGACUUUUCUGUAAUAAAGUCACGAGAACUGA
Camelus dromedarius (Arabian camel) is the source of this 2313-nucleotide messenger RNA. RefSeq names its product BLK proto-oncogene, Src family tyrosine kinase (gene BLK). The record is from RefSeq and is a predicted model, not a curated record. Bases 219 to 1724 code for a protein of 501 amino acids. NCBI's taxonomy places the organism in Eukaryota, Metazoa, Chordata, Mammalia, Artiodactyla, Camelidae. Gene Ontology annotation, cellular component: extrinsic component of cytoplasmic side of plasma membrane. The transcript has 13 exons. Gene Ontology annotation, molecular function: non-membrane spanning protein tyrosine kinase activity; ATP binding; signaling receptor binding. Gene Ontology annotation, biological process: innate immune response; protein phosphorylation; cell surface receptor protein tyrosine kinase signaling pathway.